GGAUGCUGGGGGUUUUGAGAUAAUAAUAUGCUUUGGGAGUGGAAGAAAGCUUACCCCAAUUAGGGGGCAUAUUCACCCCUGAAUAUAAAAGAAAAAUCAGGUCAAUGUAGAGUCUAUAUACGACCAAUUCAACAUGCACUAAACAUGGAUUCAGAAAGGGAAACUGAUGAGGACUCUGGAUUGACACAGAAGUGUCCUAAAUGCCAAAAUAACAUUUCAUUCUGUGUUUUAAAGAAACAUUUGGCAAGCUGUGCAAGUAGCAGACCUAGUCCUCCAUCAACAGUAUCCAUACCACCUGAAGAACAGGUUGAAGAAAGUGAUACAUUGAAUGAUCCAGACCUCACUCAUAGUCAUACUCCUAAUGACGUUCAUGAAGGCGGAUCAAGAAAUUCAGACAUCUACCUGACCGUUUUUGAGCUGAACCGCACUACACUUACCCACCAAGCAGUAUGUGACAUUUGUGUGCAGCUGACAGGGAAGAAUAUAAUAUAUUGUAAAUAAAGUAAUAUAAUGUAAAUAAUUAAAUAAAUGA
Molecule: messenger RNA, 532 nt
Organism: Anneissia japonica
Lineage: Eukaryota; Metazoa; Echinodermata; Crinoidea; Comatulida; Comatulidae
Exons: 5
Coding region: 145-501 (118 amino acids)
Source: RefSeq, a predicted model, not a curated record